Molecule: messenger RNA, 2551 nt
Organism: Bicyclus anynana (squinting bush brown)
Lineage: Eukaryota; Metazoa; Arthropoda; Insecta; Lepidoptera; Nymphalidae
Product: monocarboxylate transporter 10
Exons: 12
Coding region: 435-2399 (654 amino acids)
Biological process (GO): transmembrane transport
Molecular function (GO): monocarboxylic acid transmembrane transporter activity
Source: RefSeq, a predicted model, not a curated record
CACACCAAAGCGCCGCGGUCGCGCGCUCUUUGCCGCCAACGCCGGCUUAGCGAACUUCGAUCGACUCCGCGAACUUAGACGAAUAUUUAAAUUUAAAUUUGGAACUUUUUUAUUCUAUUUGUUAUAUUUAGAGGGUUAUGUAGUGGUAGUUGUGAUAAGUGUGUAUGUAGUUGGUGUACGCAUGGAACGGUAUUGCGAUGUGAUCAGAGAUUAGGCGUACUAACGGCUUUUAUUGUGUAGAUUCCCUACCCGAGAUUGUCAGUGAUGAGAACAUCGAGCGGUAUCACGAUUUAAAGUUCAACAGUCUCAACAAUUUGAGCGUCGAUCUCGACGUCGACUACUACUACUGGGGUGGGAUGUGUGAGAGGACAUGAUCCGGGCUGUGUUUGGGGUGCGGUGAUGCGGGGGACACGACGCGAUGCGCGCAGGCUUUGAUGGAAGAGUCGUGGUCGUCGGGCGGUGCGCCGCUGCUACGUACCCGCUCCUUGCCGCUGGUGCUCGAAGCGAGUGGGGGACCCCCUGCGCGCCAGGCGAAGCUCGACCCGCGCCAGUUGUUGACCCUCACGCGGCAUUACUACCCCGAGGGUGGAUGGGGGUGGGGCGUGGCGUUGGCAGCGACCAUAGCCCAGCUGCUGGCCCAUGGGCUGCACCAAGCUGCCGCGGUGCUGACAGUGGAGGUCGUACGACGUUUCGGACCAGAGGUUCGGAUGCAAGCAGGCUGUCUCGGCGCGCUAUCAGCGGGUGUGGCGCUUGCAUUGUCUCCAGUGACAGUGGCGCUAUGUGUACGCAAGUCCACUCGAGUGACAGCGGUGGUGGGGGGGCUGGUCGCGGCGCUCGGCUGCCUGUUCACCUCCUUCGCAACACAGUUCCACCAGCUCUUCUUCAGUUACGGGACGGUGGUAGGUGUGGGGGUGGGUUUGACGCGAGACUGCUCCACUCUGAUGGUGGCGCAAUACUUCAAGCGGCGCCGCGAGCUGGUGGAGAUCUUCAUCGUGAGCGGCAGCGGGCUGGGCAUCGCCGUCAUGUCUACCUUCAUCAAAGCUGCGAUCAGAGCAAUCGGUUGGCGAUUAGGAUUACAGGCAGUGACCGGAGUAGUUUUCCUCACUUUCAUACUAGGCAUGUUUUACCGCUCUGCCUCCUUAUACCAUCCACAAAGACGAGCCAUCCUACACCUUAAGAACCAGAACAAAAUCAAGCGGAAAAUGAAAGACAGAAACAAAUCCGACGACAGGCAACCUUUCUUCGACUUUUCCACUCUGAGAUCGAAGACUGUGAGAAUCCUGCUCAUGUCUACCGGCAUAUCGGCAUUUGGGAUCAACACGCCGAUAUUUUACUUGGCUUAUCACGCCGAGGAGGAAGGUCUUGGUGACAAUGCAGAGUUGCUACAAGCGUACCUAGGCCUGGGGUGGGCGGUAGGUUGUGCUGCCUUCGGUCUGCUGGUGCGACAGAACUCGGCGGAGUGUCGGAUAGCGAGGCAGUACCUCACGCAAGCUGCUGUGUUUGUUUGUGGCUUGGCCACUAUGGCGCUGACUGCUGUGGAGGGGUCAUACAGCGGUUAUGUGAUGUUCGCUUGGAUUUAUGGUAUAUUCUGCGGCGGCUACCACUACUCGCUGAAGAUGUACACGUACGAGCGAGUGCGGUCCCGCAACUUCGCGCGCACGUGGGGCUUCGUGCAGUGCUCGCAAGCGGUGCCAAUUGCGAUCGGCGUGCCGCUCUCUGGAUACAUAAACGUGGGAUGCGGCGGCAAGGCGGGAUACUACUUCAGUUCCACGUGCUCGCUCAUCGGCUCAUUGUCGCUGUUUUGUAUCGACUUGCAUCGCCGCAGCGUCGCUCAAAAACACACCAAAGAAAACGGCGGAGGGAUAGGAUGCGAAUCGGCGUGCAGCGCGCCGCGCAGCCGCAGCCGCGACCACGAGCCCCGCGCCGCCACUGGCGCUGCCACUGCAUUGGUUCUAGGAGCUGAGCUGGUAGCACCGGGCAGAGCUGGACGCGAUCUGCUGCUGGACAGCAUCGGGCCAGGCAGUCUGGGCUCUCCGCCGCCCAACAUACCGCCCGAGCUGACCUGCAUCAGCGAGGAGGGCGGCCUAGACUUAGACCUAGAUCUAGACAUACCCGAGCAUCUGCUGGAGGACUUGGACUGUGGCGGUGAUUGUAUUACUAGCUGCAAUAAGGUGGAGAACUAUUUAAUGCUAAGCGAAUAUGAAAACAACCUAAUUGCUGAGCUCCCCUUGAACGAGCGCAGAGGCAGACGGUGGUCAUUCGUAGUGUCAAACAACUCGCCCCAACCGUCCAGUAACCAGCUCCACUCCCCGGAACACCGCACCGAGGUGAAGUGGAAGAAAAAGUGCCAUAAUGCUAGCAACAGACUGAUCACAGUGAUAAACGAAGCGUCGUUGUAAACUAUGGAGUAACGUUGAGACAAUAAAUAGAGUACGUUUUUUAGUGUUCCAAUGACCUAUUUAACCUCAUAAUUUAUUUGUUGUGUGUGCAUAGUAGUCUCAUUUGUGUAUUAUUCGGUAUUAUUUAUUAAAUUAUUAUAAUUAUAAAUUAA